Messenger RNA from Fonticula alba, 2023 nucleotides. RefSeq lists its product as hypothetical. Gene Ontology annotation, molecular function: microtubule binding; actin binding. The coding region runs from base 38 to 1876 and encodes 612 amino acids. Gene Ontology annotation, biological process: actin filament polymerization. The transcript is spliced from 3 exons. NCBI's taxonomy places the organism in Eukaryota, Rotosphaerida, Fonticulaceae. Gene Ontology annotation, cellular component: cytoplasm; actin filament. The record is from RefSeq and is a predicted model, not a curated record.
CACACACACACACGCACACGUACGCGCGCAUACACCCAUGGCCCGGCCGAAGAAACGCCGCAAUUUGAAGCCCCGCGACGCGUCGUGCACAAGCGCAUCUCCCGAUGGGGAUGGACUCGUCAGCAAACCGGCUCCGGGGCCGGGGGUCGCCACCUCCGAGACUGUACCGAGCUCCUUCACCUCCAGCAUCCUGUUUUCCCCCCUUCCAGUGGCCGAUCGUCGGGCCAUGUCGGCCUUCUCCCUGAGGCAGAGCGAUGGUGAAGAUGAACUGGCACCCGGGGAGCUGGCGCGCGCGGCCCCGGUCUCAGCACCAGCGCCGGUCCCGGCUUCGGGGGAUCCCCCCUCGGCCAUGCUGGCGGAUGACGCAUUCGAGGAUGCUCGUGACGCCCCGGCUGGCAGCGCGCCCGCCGUUGACGCCCCCUCCUCCGGACUCGGGCGUAGCCUCACUCGUGCCAUCAUCCGGGUUGAGGCCGCGGCCCGGUCGUUCGCGCAGUUUUGGUGUGACGUGUAUGCGGCCGUCGUGGCGACGGUCGUUUGGGUAGUCCUGCUGCCGGGGCGCGUGGUGGCGUCCGUGACGGCUGCCCUCCGGCAGGGUGUUGAGGCCUGUCGCGCCGCUGUGCGCCGGUGGCUACGCGCCCUCCGCUGGGCCGCGUCACACUGGUCACUGGUUCUCAAUCAGGCCUUCUGGUCCACCAUCCAGUGGAUUGCCUUCCUGCUCUUCCCUUGGGUGUAUUUCCUCAAACGAGCUCGCCGGGCUGAAGCGUACAUUGCCGAAGUGGAGCAGCGCCUGGCUCAGGUGGAGCGUGAAUUCCGCCGCAUGCGUCGCGCCCAAGCCAAGGCCGGGGGAGCUGCCCUGUAUGCCGGGGCCGCGUACCAGCCGGAUGGCGGCAUCUUCGGCGCCAGCUUCCAGCCGAGUGCCGGUGGAGCACCGCCCCCGGCCCCGCCGCCCCUGCCGUUUGCCGGGGGGGCGGCACCGCCACCGCCUCCGCCGCCCCCGCCCCCGGGGUUCGGCCAGAAGCGCCCGGGGCUGACGCUGACACGCGCCAGCCCGCGCAAGCCCCGGGCCCGAGUCGAUGAGGCUGGCGGGCCGCCUUCCGUUUCGAUUGACAUGAUUCGCGGGGUGAAGCUCCGAUCGUCGGCAGCCACACCGCCGGUCAAGGGGCGGCUGCGCCCGCGCGAGCGCUCCGCCCCCGGCGGCUUGGCCGUCUCGCUGGACGCCCUGCGCGCGGUUCGGCUCAAGAGCACCUUCGCCAAGCAGGCCUCGGAUGAGGGGGCCGCUGCUCCGACGGCCGGGGAUGCUCCGGCCAGCGCGCCCACACAAGCCACCCCGGCUGGCCGGUCGGUCAUUUCCGCGGAGGGCCGCCCAGAUUGGGUUUCCCCGCGGGCGGCUCUUCUCACCCGGGGCGAUGUGCCUGCGCCUGCCGGCGCUGCCGGCGUGGCGGCCAGCGAACCGGCCGCUGAUCAAUCCCCCAUGCUUCUGUUGAAUGCGCUGAUCCAACGAGCAAAGCUCUUCAACUCACCCGAGCUCGGCCACAUCCAUUCGGAUGAGUGGUCCGAGUCGCCUAGUGAAAGCGCCCUGACCCGGGCGGCCCUGUUGCUGGCGUCCCCUUCGCCGAUCGACCGGCACCCAGUCGAUCCCCCGGCCAAGGUCCUCAUCUUCACCGAUGGCGAUGGCGAUGGCGAUGGCGAUACCGCCAGUAACAGCGGCGGCGGCGGCGGCGGCGGCGAAAGCACCCACGCCGCAAGCGCCCAAGAGGUCGGCCAGUCCGAGGAGGGCACCUUCCAGGAGGCGCCACCGCUCCCCGCCGAACCCAUCGUCCCGCCUGCUGCCUGCUCAUCACCGGUGGGCAGCCGUCUCCCUCCCUUUUGUCCUUGAGAGAUACCACACCCCGCCCCAUCCAUGUACACAGCCUCCCGGCCGGCGUGGCCCGGCCGAAAGGGCACCCAUUCCUUGUCUCGAUUCUCGAAGCGUUCUCACACCUUGACGCGCCAGCCGACGCGUCAGCCAAUAGACAGGAGGACA